CAAUUAUGAAAUGCCGAAUAAAAUAAACUUCAAGGUUUUUUUUUAUUAUUAUUAUAUUAAUUAUUUUACAGGAACAAAUUUUUGCAUAGUGGUUUCCCGGCACUAGCUGGUACGCUUUCGCCGGAGAACGAAUUGUGUUUUCUUCAGGCUUGAAGAAAAAACCAAGGAAAGUCCAGAUUAAGACGUCGUUGCUUUGGCUCCAUUUCAAAACUCAGAGCUGUACUUUAGUUGGACGAUGGAUCAAGCCAAAUUGCUGGGCAAAGCUCUGGUCAGAAACUCCGAUAAUCCCCAACUCGCAUGGCUGCUCUUUAAGCGCACUCUCCUCGACGCCAACACUAGUGACCAUUUUUCCUCCCUUUCCCUCAUCGUCCCAAUCCUCAUUCGCGCCAAAAUGUUCCCCGAGAUUGACACUCUCCACCACCAUCUCCUCCGUACCCCGACGCCCACGCUUAAGCCUUUGUAUUCAAUUGUUAAUAUGUUGGCCAAGGCCGGUCAUGUUCACAAGGCCAUUUCUCAUUUUCAAGCGAUCCGAACUAGUUUCCCUAGUGCCCCGCCGUCAGUUACCUUGUACAAUUUGCUCGUCCAAAUCUCUCUUAAAGAAAACUGUCCCAACUUCGUAACUUGGCUGUAUAAAGACAUGAUCUUUUCCAAGGUGAAGCCCGAAACUUAUACUCUCAACCUUCUGAUAUCUGGGUUGUGUGAUUCCGGGCGGUUGGAGGAUGCCCGACAGUUGUUCGAUAGAAUGCGCGACAAGGGUUGUGAGCCCAAUGAGUUCAGUUUCGGACUCUUGGCACGUGGUUACUGUAGAUAUGGGCUUGCUUUUGAAGGUUUGGAGCUUCUGGAUUUAAUGAGGAACAUGGGUUUUGUCCCUAAUAUUGUAAUAUACAAUACAUUUAUUGCGAGCUUUUGUGAGGAGGGAAAAAAUGACGAGGCAGAGAGACUGGUGGAGUGGAUGAGAGAGGAUGGCCUUGCUCCAAAUGUUGUUACCUUUAACACAAGGAUUUCUGCUCUUUGUAAAUCUGGGAAGAUCUUGGAAGCUUCUAGAAUAUAUAGAGACAUGCAAAUGGAUGAGGAGCUGCCAGAGCCUAAUGUUGUGACAUGUAACUUGAUGCUGGAAGGAUUUUGCAGGGAGGGUAUGUUUGAAGAAGCAAACACUUUGGUACUGGCUAUGAAAAGAGAUAGUAUGUUCUCAACUGUGGAGAGUUAUAACAUAUGGUUGUUGGGUUUAGUGAGGAAUGGAAAACUUUUGGAGGCGCACACAGUCUUAACAGAUAUGGCCGACUUUGGAGUGCAGCCUAAUGCAUACUCGUAUAACAUUUUGAUUGAUGGAUUAUGCAAAAAUAACAUGCUGGUAGAUGCAAAGAAAGUUGUUAGGUUGAUGAGAAGUGCUGGAGUUUCACCAGAUGUGUUCACGUAUAGCACGCUGCUCCAAGAGUAUUGCAGGAAAGGAAAGAAAGUUGAGGCCAAUAAAAUCUUAAAUGAGAUGAUUAGAGAUCGAUGUUUCCCAAAUAUUUAUACAUGUAAUGUAUUACUCCACAGCCUGUGGAGAGAAGGCAAUAUAGCAGAGGCAGAGAGGUUAAUGCAAAAGAUGAACGAAAGAGGCCAAGGAUUGGAUACUGUUAGCUGCAAUAUUGUGGUUGAUGGUUUAUGUAGAAGUGGAAAGCUUGAUAAAGCAGUUGAAAUUGCAAGUGAAAUGUGGACUCAUGGAAGUGCUGCUCUUGGCAAUUUGGGGAACAUGUACAUUGGUCUGGUGGAUGAGAAUAGGAAGAGAUGCUUGCCUGACUUGAUUACAUAUUCGACAGUUAUAAAUGGGCUAUGCAAGGACGGACGCCUUGAGGAAGCAAAAAAGAAAUUUGUUGAGAUGCUGGGGAGAAACUUGUACCCUGAUUCAACUAUAUAUGAUAUCUUCUUAUACAACUUGUGUAAGAGGGGAAAGAUAUCAUCAGCCUUUCAGGUUCUUAAAGACAUGGAGAAGAAAGGUUGCAAUAAGACCUUACAGACUUACAAUAGUUUGAUAUAUGGAUUGGGCAGUACUAAUCAAAUUUUUGAAAUGAUUGGCGUGAUGGACGAGAUGAAAGACAGUGGUGUUUCUCCAAAUGUGUAUACUUACAGCAUUGUUCUUAAGUCUCUAUGUGAGGGAGAAAGAAGUGAAGAAGCAGCUUUUCUUUUCGAUGAUAUGUUACAAAGGGGUAUAACACCAAAUAUAUACUGCUUCAAGUUGUUAAUUAAAAUCUUCUGCAGGACUGGGGAGUUCAGACCAGCAAAGGAUGUGUUUGAGAUUGCCAUCAGUGUAUAUGGUCAUGAGGAAGUACUUUAUUGUUUAAUGUUCAACGAACUGGUUGCUGGAGGGGAAAUACUGGAAGCUAAGCAAUUGUUUGAAGCUGCACUGGACAGAUGUUUUGAUUUGAGCAGUUUUUGUUACAAAGAUCUCAUUAACAAACUAUGCGGUGAAGAAAAUUUUGAUGACGCUCGUGAUAUCCUUAAGAAGUUGAUUUUGAGAGGUUGUAAAUUUGAUCCCGCUGUAUUCAUGCCCGUGAUUGAUUAUUUGGGUACAAGGGGAAACAAACAUGAGAUGAAUGAACUGACAGAACGAAUGCUGGCGCUGAGUUCAGAUAUUCAGACAGAAUAUAAGGUUCAUGGAGAUGACAAAAAGUUAGGCAAUAAUGGCAGACAAAACAAAGAUGGUGGCAGUGAUUGGCGAACCAUUCUGCACAGAGAUGAUGGGAGUGCCAUAGCCAUGAAAACUCUGAAGCGAGUGCAGAAAGGAUGGGGUCAGGGUAAUUUAUCAUUUGAAGACCAGAAAAAACACUUUCUCGAUGACUGGGAUACUAUUGUUUGAGCUUCUUAACUGCUCCAAGUCUGUGUUCUCAGUAAUAGACUGAAAAUUGGCUUCUGGUUGGUUUCUUUCAUAUGGGAAGGACCAAUGUUUUGGGCCAGAAGAGAGCUGGGCCCAGGGUUGUUGAGCUUUGUAUAUGCAAUGUAGAAAAACCCAAUUUGGUUCCUGCAGUCCAGGCAGAGAGCAGUUAUGGAGAUAUGAGAUAGUGCAAACAAACGAUAAUCAUCAUUGGAUUGAGGCAGCAAAGUGCAGUGGUAACCAUGAGUAGUGACUUGGUUUUAACAUUCCUCACCCAAUGAUUUAUAUGUGGGGUAGGUUAAAUAUCUCUAUAGCUGCACCAGAUUAUUGUGACUAGCAUUGAAAGAGACGAUCAUUGUCAGACUCUUGCAGGACCUGUGUAUUUGUGUAUGUCUAUACACUCUUCCAGAUCAGCAUCACAAGUCAAGAGCACCCACUCUAGGUCAUCUAAAUACUUCAGAUCAAUUCUAGCACUGUUGUCCACGUUAAAGCGCCUCAGUACCUCCUGCAGCAGUCGUUGGAAACUCCAGUGCGGCUGCAUGCUGAAGCGUAUCUUCUCUUCCCCAAAAGCAGCUUUCACUUUGAAACCACCCGACACAUCAGUCGUAUCCACAUUGUGGUCAUCUGUACUGAAAAUAGCCUUGUGGCUGCCAGACGAAGAAGGUGAUUUCAAACGACUUUGCAAAUUGGUUGUGUUAGCUGCAGGGAGCUGAGUGCUCAUCUGAUGAUCAGUCUUCUUUUCUGAGUUUAUUGGUAACUGGCUGCUGCUUGCUGAAACAUUUGGGGAGACGAGUUCUGGGAAGAUAUUGUAGAAAGAAGUGAGCUGAAUAGAUCUACGAGCUGAAGCUUCAGAAAUCGUCUUGAUUAUGAAAUCGUCUCCUUUUUGACAUGUACAAUAUGAUCACUCAAGAAUAUCAUCACUGGGCAUGAUAAUAUCAUCACUCAAGAAUAAGAAAUCGUCUCCUUUUUGUCAUGUACUUUUGAGAAAAUAAAUUAUCAGAUUCAUUGCUAG
Messenger RNA from Striga asiatica, 3866 nucleotides. The record is from the annotation of a GenBank genome assembly. NCBI's taxonomy places the organism in Eukaryota, Viridiplantae, Streptophyta, Magnoliopsida, Lamiales, Orobanchaceae.